CGACAACAGCUCCGACUGUCAGCGCCGGCCCUACCUCGUGUAAAGGUAUCUGCCAGACCAUUCUUAAUUCAAUUUAUUUCCCAAUCCGUGCCCUUUCCUAUCGUCGCCCCCUUCACCUUGGAUCAUGUUCGAGAAAUUUGAUGAAAAGGAAAAUGUGUCCAACUGCAUUCAGUUGAAAACCUCAGUUAUUAAGGGUAUUAAGAACCAGUUGAUAGAGCAAUUUCCAGGUAUUGAACCAUGGCUUAAUCAAAUCAUGCCUAAGAAAGAUCCUGUUAAAAUUGUACGAUGCCAUGAACAUUUAGAAAUUCUUACAGUAAAUGGAGAGUUACUAUUUUUUAGGCAGAGAGAAGGCCCUUUUUAUCCAACCCUAAGAUUACUUCACAAAUAUCCUUUCAUCCUGCCACACCAGCAGGUUGAUAAAGGAGCCAUCGAAUGUAUACUCAGUGGAGUAAAGAUCAUGUGUACAGGAUUAACUUCUCCUGGAGCUAAACUUUACCCUGCUGCAGUAGAUACAAUUGUUGCAAUAAUGGCAGAAGGAAAACAGCAUGCUCUGUGUGUCCGAGUCAUGAAGAUGUCUGCAGACGAUAUUGAGAAAGUCAACAAAGGAACUGGCAUUGAAAAUAUCCAUUAUUUAAAUGAUGGGCUGUGGCAUAUGAAAACUUAUAAAUGAGACUCAGAAGGAAUGCACUUGUGAAGAACAUGGAUAUUAUGCUGUAAUUCUGUGUUUUUGUCUGUGGAUGACAGCAGGAAGACAAUGUCUCUGGUUAUGCUGAAUAAAUUCAACAGAU
Chrysochloris asiatica (Cape golden mole) is the source of this 788-nucleotide messenger RNA. Its product is annotated as malignant T-cell-amplified sequence 1-like. Gene Ontology annotation, molecular function: RNA binding. NCBI's taxonomy places the organism in Eukaryota, Metazoa, Chordata, Mammalia, Afrosoricida, Chrysochloridae. The coding region runs from base 125 to 670 and encodes 181 amino acids. Gene Ontology annotation, biological process: formation of translation preinitiation complex. The record is from RefSeq and is a predicted model, not a curated record. The transcript has a single exon.